Molecule: messenger RNA, 2638 nt
Organism: Myxocyprinus asiaticus (Chinese sucker)
Lineage: Eukaryota; Metazoa; Chordata; Actinopteri; Cypriniformes; Catostomidae
Product: calcium/calmodulin-dependent protein kinase type 1D-like
Exons: 14
Coding region: 316-1725 (469 amino acids)
Biological process (GO): peptidyl-serine phosphorylation
Cellular component (GO): intracellular anatomical structure
Molecular function (GO): ATP binding; calcium/calmodulin-dependent protein kinase activity; calmodulin binding
Source: RefSeq, a predicted model, not a curated record
UUAUUUCAUUUUGAGUAAUUUGGCCCUCCGUAAUUCUUCAAUGAUGCAGAGUAACUUGGCAAAAUCUGAUUUUGGUAGUCUCUCUGGCUAUGUCUACUAAUAUAUCUUUAUGAAAUCUCUUCAGAAAUUGAAAUAUUGUUUAAACUAAGUUCCUACCAAUGAAGGGGGUAUUUUUCUGUAAUUGGCCGAUUCAUUUUUGGUGUUGUGGUUGUAGAGGUGUGUCCCACCACUAGAGGGCAUCCUACAAUAGUUUUACAAGGUGCAACAGGACGCUUUUCGGUGAAUAAGGAUCUUGUCAAUAUUUGAAUUUGCAGUAUGAGGAUUUAUUCAACAGCAGAUCUCAGAUCAGUUGAACUUGGACGAUUGAUGGAAACAGCUUCAGAAAUCCCUGUUGAAGCACACGCUGAAAUGGGCCGAAAGCAGAGUGACUUUGAUUGGAAAAAGAGCACGGAUAACAUCCAGGAUGUGUUCGAAUUCAUGGAGGUGCUCGGAUCGGGAGCAUUCUCAGAAGUCUUCAUGGUGAAGGAGAGAAAAACAAGGAAGCUUUUUGCCAUGAAGUGUGUGAAGAAGAAAAACAAAAGGGACUUGAACCUGGAGAAUGAGAUUUCUGUGUUGAGGAGGAUCAAACAUGACAACGUUGUCUGCUUGGAGGAUUUCUAUGAAAGUCGGACGCAUUACUACCUAGUCAUGCAACUAGUUUCAGGUGGAGAAUUGUUUGACCGGAUCCUCGACCGGGGCAUGUACUCAGAGUUGGAUGCUAGUCUGGUUAUCAGACAGGUGCUAGAAGCAGUCAGCUACCUGCACAAGAACGGCAUCGUGCACCGGGAUCUCAAGCCAGAAAAUCUGCUGUACUACAGCCCUGAUGAAAACUCCAAGAUCAUGAUCAGUGAUUUCGGCCUGUCUAAGAUGGAAGACAAUGGCAUCAUGUCCACAGCCUGUGGGACUCCAGGAUAUGUCGCCCCUGAGGUCUUAGCUCAGAAACCCUACAGCAAAGCUGUCGACUGCUGGUCUAUCGGAGUCAUCACCUACAUCCUUCUCUGUGGAUAUCCUCCGUUCUAUGAAGAGACCGAGACUCGUUUGUUCUCUAAAAUCAUGAAGGCCCACUAUGAGUUUGACUCGCCCUUCUGGGAUGAGAUCUCUGAGUCUGCGAAGGACUUUAUCCGCAACAUGAUGCAGAAGAAUCCAAAGAUGCGGUAUACUACAGAACAGGCUCUUAGACACCCCUGGAUAAUCGGAAAGACGGCCCGAAGUCACGACAUCCACCAUUCCGUCAGCGUACAGAUCCAGAAGAACUUUGCCAAGUCUAAGUGGAAGCAAGCCUUCAAUGCUACAGUGGCUAUAAACCACAUGAUGAAGGUGCAGCUGGCCCAUUCUGAGGCCUGUGUCCGACAGAACCAGACUCCUCCAUCUGUACCUGAGAUCAAGGUCAUUACAACAUCCACACCCGAAUCUGUCCACAAGAAGUUGGUCACGGAGACCCCGGAACUGAACAGCAACUCGGCCAGUAAUCAGAUGAACGUGCCAGCCAGUUCCACUGAGUCCAAGAGCCAGUAUCACUCUAUUCGUGUCAGCCACAGUGAGACCACACAUGUUGGAACACUCACUAUUGCAGAGAAGAACAAACAUGUGUAUCACUCAGAACCAGCUGAUCUCAUUGAGUAUGCAAAAAGAAGCUCCAAUCGUAACGGCCAGAACCUGCAAACUGGAGUUUGUUCUGUGAUGUGAUUGGCCGCAGGGAAAUCAUGUGAUUUUUGACAGGUCUGUGACCUUUCACCCAGCAACUAGCUGCUUUCUGUGGGCAGGUCCUGCUGCUCUUAGCCCCUGGCAAGAGUGUUGACAAGACAGCUGGCCACUGGCCCGCACCGUUGCUGAAAUACUGAAAUUUAGUGGAGUCCCUCCAUAUUUACAAACACACAGCACAAAUACAACCUGUUACACACUUGCUGCAAGGUUUUUCACAAUUCAGUAUCCCUGUAAUAGCAGAAAUGUCAUCUUAGGUGCUGAACUUCAAAGUUUGUAUUGUCCCAAAGGGAAACUGUUUCACACAUAUCUUGAUCAAUUAAUCUCUCUGUAUUGAAACAUUUGAAACAGGAGUCUGUGUUACUGGACGCUUGUGUAUGGAGUGAUAAUUUAGUGCUUUUGUAUGCAUAUUCUGUGAUUACUGCAGUAAUUCAUAUGCAAUAUGACAAGAUAUGUGGUGUGUAAGUCACUUUUGCUUCUCUGCGAGCCGUAUAUAUUGAUAGAUGAUUGGAUUUUAUUGCUGGAAUUAAUAAGAAACACUCUGAAGGAGAUUCCAGCCUUUUUCUUUGUUGAUUUAACUAGAGUGAAUGUUUAUUUUUCUAAUGCACAAAUGAAUUAUUAAUGUACAUUAUAUGUAUUUCUGUUUAUGUUUUUCAUAAUAAAAUGAAUGAAGACUAUUUAAUGCUGUCUCACCACCAUUAACAUAAUAUAUCACCCUUGUUCUGUGCACCAUAACGUAGUAAUAUACUUGGCAUAUAUUAACUUUACUGCUAUAAAUACCUUUCAUUAAUUAUCUUGUAAGAUAUUAUGGUUAAGUGUCCUCUGAACUACAGAAAAGGUUGAUGUUCAUCUAGGUUGAUACUGUCAGUGCUUUGUGUAAUAUUUUUUAACAAUAAAC